Molecule: messenger RNA, 264 nt
Organism: Candida albicans SC5314
Lineage: Eukaryota; Fungi; Ascomycota; Pichiomycetes; Serinales; Debaryomycetaceae
Exons: 1
Coding region: 1-264 (87 amino acids)
Source: RefSeq, a predicted model, not a curated record
AUGGUCACUAGAAGAAUUUUCCAAGUUGCUCAAUUCAAAACUGCUUCAAGACAUUGGCUUCCGGUAAACUCCAGAGCAUAUUUUUCAUCAAGACAAAGAGCUGUCAAUUUUAACAAUAUAAGUGAAGGUGGUUUAAUUGCUAACGACGAUGUAUUCUCGAGUCCAGUUUCUGCAACUGCCGCUGCUGAAGAAACUGAAACAUUUGAACCAACUGUACACUCUUCAGAUGAUGUCAUCACUGCUGGUCCAGUCAACAGAGCUUAG